This is a messenger RNA of Lycium ferocissimum, 2276 nucleotides long. Its product is annotated as heat stress transcription factor A-1b. Bases 90 to 1595 code for a protein of 501 amino acids. Gene Ontology annotation, biological process: regulation of transcription by RNA polymerase II. Lineage: Eukaryota; Viridiplantae; Streptophyta; Magnoliopsida; Solanales; Solanaceae. Gene Ontology annotation, cellular component: nucleus. Gene Ontology annotation, molecular function: DNA-binding transcription factor activity; RNA polymerase II cis-regulatory region sequence-specific DNA binding. The transcript has 3 exons. The record is from RefSeq and is a predicted model, not a curated record.
CUAUCUCUCUUCGGAUCUCAAUACUUCCGUUUGUAAAUUCUGAUUCGCUGUAUAUUUUUUCCUGUUGAGUUUGGGAAUCGCUUGAGAAAAUGGAGGGAGUCCAUGAGAAUACGGUGGUAGGGAGUUCUUCACCGCCGCCUUUUCUGAGCAAGACGUAUGAUAUGGUGGAUGAUCCAUCGACAGAUUCAGUGGUGUCGUGGAGUAAGAAUAACAACAGCUUUGUUGUGUGGAAUGUGCCGGAGUUUGCUAGAGAUAUUUUGCCCAAGUAUUUCAAGCACAAUAACUUCUCCAGCUUCGUCAGACAGUUGAAUACUUACGGUUUCAGGAAGGUUGAUCCGGACCGCUGGGAAUUUGCAAACGAGGGAUUUCUUAGAGGCUACAAACACCUAUUGAAGAGUAUAAGCAGGCGAAAACCCUCUCACUUGCAGGGCCAUCAACAAACCACCCCGCAAGUGCAAAAUGUAUCUGUUGCAUCUUGUGUUGAAGUGGGGAAGUUCGGAAUGGAGGAAGAGGUGGAAAGGCUUAAAAGAGAUAAGGAUGUUCUUAUGCAGGAGCUGGUUAAGUUGAGACAGCAGCAGCAGGCGACGGAUCACCAAUUGCAGACUGUUGGGCAGCGUGUCCAAUUAAUGGAGAAAAGGCAACAACAAAUGAUGUCAUUCCUUGCCAAGGCCAUGCAGACCCCUGGCUUUGUAGCCCAACUGGUCCAUCAACAGAACGACAAUAACAGAUGUAUUACUGGGAAGAAUAAGAAAAGGAGACUUCCUGAGCAGGAUGAAGAAAAUAUUGAAUGCAAUCCUGUCAAUGCUUUGCGAGAUGGACAGGUAGUCAGGUAUCAACCUUCAAUGAAUGAGGCUGCAAAAGCAUUACUGAGGCAGAUUUUGAAAAUAAAUUCACCUGGGAGGCUGGACAACAAAUUUAAGAACACAAAUGGCUUUUUGACUAAUGAUCCCCUCCCGCCUAAAAAUGCUCUAGACAGUAGCGGUACAUCCAGUCGUAUUUCCGGGGUUACCCUCUCAGAAGUACUUUCAACUUCUUCACAGUCUCAUCUAAUGUCAGAUUCAGGAUUUCCAUUCAACCCUUGUUCUCUCAUGUCUGAGACCCAAUCUUCCACUACUGUGGUUCCUGGGGAGGCCAAAGUUCAUGCAUUACCUGAAACUGAUGCCCUUAACUCUCACACGGUCCAUGAUUUGCCUGAAUUUUCUCAAGAACAAAGGAUUAAUAAACAUGAUACUCUUGGUACAACUGACCUUAAGAUGUCGGAGACUGGAAUUGUGCCAGAUAUUGACACAACUCAAGGUAUUUUGGAUGGCUUAAAGACAGUUGUCCCUGAUGGAUUUUCGGCAGACACCGAUGGCGAUAUUUUGCUGGAUGAUAUGCCUAAGCUUCCAGCGAUUAAUGAUAUUUUCUGGGACCAGAUUCUCUCUGCAAGCCCUCUAACUGAGGAUACGGAUGAGAUUGGUUCCCUAGCAGUGGAAGAUAGUUUAGAGAAGGAAGACGAUUUCCUUGGAGUUCAAGAGAAUGAUUGGGAUAAACUAACGCACAUGCAUCAUCUUACUGAACAGAUGGGGCUUCUUUCCUCAGGGGCCCAGAUUUGAUGAUUUCAUGUAUUUUUUAAUACUGCAAUGACAGAGAUAUAUGCGGUUAUGUAGACUUGUUAACACCAUGUUGAUAUCUUGAAAAUCUCCUCUUGAUAUAAUUCUUGUUUCAUUGUGGGGUCUAAAAUAAUUCAUUGAUCAUAUGCCUCAGUAUACUGUAUUAAAUGGGUGUGUCAAAAAAAUCGUGAGGUUGGAUCAGGUUUCAAUACUUCUAUUAGUUUAUUAUUACUCUUAUGUUCUACUCCGUCAUCUUUAUAAGGUAGGGUACUCUCUGCAUCACUGUGAUACUGCCUUGAACACAACUGCUAAAGUCUGGUGAACUUCUAGAGAGUGUAGAGCAUUGAACUUCCCCCGUGUGGUAAUAUUUUUUUGUCAGGUGGAUGUUCUAAACUGGUGGGCAUUAACAGCUUGUCUUGAAAGACUGAUCUUCACUACUAAUGAUGUUCUGAGUAAUGAAAGGGGGAUCCCCACAAGGAAAAAAGGCUGUGCCUGAUCUUGUAUUAGUUUGAUGCAUUUUAUUCCGACUCUUUGUAUGUAUAUUAUGUGGCACAGUGGGUUAGUUAAAAAAGAAUGCUAAAAUGUUGUUUACUUAAUAAGAAAGUGAAAAGGGAUGCAAAGAAAUUGUUGCAGGGGAUCUGUAUGUAACUUUUGCUGUUUAUAUAAUGCAAUGAUUUCAAUGAA